UCGUUUUAUUUGGACGGAUUCAACGGUGUGGGAUUCAACACAACGAAACCAUGCGCUUCACAGAAAACGUUCAGAAGAAAACAGAAAAACGACCCUCCAACGCGCACGCUUUCCACGUGUUUUCACGCGCAAGAAUUUGUGUCAAUUAAGCAAGCGAAGGUUCCCUCACUGUCAUUUCCCGAGCGUUUUAAGGCCUAAAACGGUGGCGCUUCUCUGCAGCACAUGCGCCAGAAGCUAAAGAUUUUGAACUUUUAGCUUUAUCCUCAAACAAACUCCCUCCAUUACCCCGUCCAAUGGCUCUUCCUCUUUGCUGCAACGCAAAGUUACCGCCCUGCUUUCGUUCUUCGACUCGUUACGAGCAAAAGUUUCAUUUCAUUAACCACCAGAAUAUCCGAUUUUUCAGGAGCAGUGAAGUGUCGAUUUCUUCUAAGAGGAUAAGCCAUCGCUUAGCUCCUUUAAAAUCGUCUUCGAUUAACGGAUUCUCGGUAGAGAAGAAUCUGGAACAUUUUGAGGGAGCGCAUAGUGUAGAGAAUGUCGAGUUGGGUGAGAGAAUUCGGAAAUGGAUUGAUUUUCUUCAAUCGGUGUUACCUGGAGGGAGCUGGUGGAGUUUCUCCGAUGACGUGGAGCUUAAAUUGAUGGCCAAGCCGGUGACGGUUUGGCGGGCGCUUAGUCGAAUGUGGCAGUUGAUUUCUAAAGAUCGUUUGGUUAUUUUCGCUGCUUUUUCCACCCUGAUUGUGGCUGCACUUUCGGAGAUAUCUAUACCACAUUACUUGACAGCAUCAAUAUUUUCGGCACAGAGUGGUGAAAUAGUAGUGUUCCACCAGAAUGUACGGCUUCUGAUUAUGAUAUGUGUUACUGCAGGAAUAUGCAGUGGUCUGCGAGGAUGCUGCUUUGGCAUUGCAAAUAUGAUCCUUGUUAAGCGAAUGAGGGAAACACUGUAUUCUGCUCUUCUUCUUCAGGACAUAUCCUUUUUUGAUGGUGAAACUGUCGGUGAUUUAACGAGUAGGCUUGGUUCAGAUUGUCAACAAGUGUCACGUGUGAUUGGGAACGAUCUUAAUCUGAUUUUGCGAAAUGUUCUUCAGGGGACAGGUGCCUUGAUCUACUUGCUGAUUUUGUCAUGGCCACUUGGUUUAUGCACAUUGGUGAUAUGCUCUACUCUAGCAGCAGUUAUGCUGGUCUAUGGCCUGUAUCAGAAAAAGGCAGCUAAAUUAAUCCAAGAAUUCACUGCUUCUGCCAAUGAGGUGGCUCAAGAGACAUUUUCUUUAAUGAGAACUGUUCGUGUUUAUGGAACAGAGAAGCAAGAGCUGAAAAGGUACAAUCAUUGGCUGAAUAAACUGGCUGAUAUAAGCUUGCGACAAAGUGCUGCUUAUGGAGUUUGGAAUCUGAGCUUCAACACUCUUUACCACUCAACUCAGAUUAUUGCUGUGCUGGUUGGAGGGAUGUACAUUCUUGCUGGUCAGAUAACAGCUGAGAAACUUACAAAGUUUAUACUAUACAGUGAAUGGCUAAUCUAUUCAACAUGGUGGGUUGGGGAUAAUGUAUCAUCAUUGAUGCAAUCUGUUGGAGCAAGUGAAAAGGUCUUCCAGUUGAUGGAUCUUAUGCCCAGUGACCAAUUCAUAUCGAAAGGAAUGACAAUGCAAAAGCUGCUGGGGCAUAUAGAGUUUGUAAAUGUAUCUUUUCAAUAUCCUUCAAGAGAAACGGUACCAGUCCUACGGUGUAUAAAUUUAUCAAUUCAUCCUGGGGAAGUGGUUGCUAUAGUUGGUCUCAGUGGUAGUGGAAAAAGCACGCUGGUGAAUCUUUUGCUCCGUCUCUAUGAGCCAACAAAUGGUCAGAUUUUAAUUGAUGGCGUCCCUCUCAGAGAAUUGGACAUCAAGUGGUUGAGGGGAAAAAUAGGAUAUGUGGGACAGGAACCAAAACUUUUCCGCAUGGACAUUAGUUCAAAUAUUAAAUACGGAUGUACCAGAAACGUAAAGCAAGAGGAUGUUGAAUGGGCUGCCAAGCAGGCAUAUGCCCAUGACUUCAUCACGUUGCUCCCCAAUGGGUAUAACACACUUGUUGAUGAUGAUCUGCUCAGUGGAGGACAAAAGCAGAGAAUUGCCAUUGCUCGAGCCAUUCUUAGAGACCCUACAAUAUUGAUCCUUGAUGAAGCAACCAGUGCAUUGGAUGCAGAGAGUGAACACAAUGUUAAGGGCGUUCUUCAUGCUGUCAGAAGUGACUCAUCAACAAAAAGAACUGUCAUAGUAAUUGCGCACCGGCUUUCUACAAUACAAGCUGCUGACAGAAUUGUGGUGAUGGAUGGUGGUCAAAUCAUUGAGAUGGGCAGUCACAGUGAGCUUCUUUGUAAAGAUGGCUUAUAUGCACGAUUGACAAGAAGACAGACUGAUGCUCUAGUAUGAUUGUCAUUUAAACCGGCACAUCAUAAUCUAUCUCAAUUCAAGUUUUCUUCAACCUAUAUCUCAACAAAUAUAGUAUAGGAGGUCAAAGCAACUUUUCACAGCUGACCAGUGCGUUUAUAACCAUACAACAAGAACACAUUAUGUCUUGGAACGGGGAGAGGGUUGCAAAAAGGACAUUUGCUAAGUGAUUUUCUUUAUGCUACCCGAGUCAGCAUUUGCCAGGGCAUUGAACAGUAUGCAAGCAGAUUCUUUGCUAUUCCAAUAUUGAUCAAGGCAUGAGUUUGCACAGAAUUACUAUACUCAGGAAGGUAAGGGAGCGACACUAGAUGUAGAAUGUACUAUUAACUGCACCAUAUAUGAUCCAUCACCAUGCUUAUAAUGUUACCAUGUAAAUUUGAUGAAAAACUCUUGCCUCAGUUCAUAAUUUAAAACAAUUAUGUUGGAGAUAACAUUGCAAGUAAUGAUUGAGCUCCUUUAGACAUAUUUUCCGA
Theobroma cacao (cacao) is the source of this 2887-nucleotide messenger RNA. RefSeq names its product transporter associated with antigen processing protein 1 (gene ABCB26). Gene Ontology annotation, cellular component: membrane; chloroplast envelope. The record is from RefSeq and is a predicted model, not a curated record. Gene Ontology annotation, molecular function: ABC-type transporter activity; ATP binding; ATP hydrolysis activity. Gene Ontology annotation, biological process: transmembrane transport. NCBI's taxonomy places the organism in Eukaryota, Viridiplantae, Streptophyta, Magnoliopsida, Malvales, Malvaceae.